Messenger RNA from Odontomachus brunneus, 2306 nucleotides. RefSeq names its product facilitated trehalose transporter Tret1-like. Gene Ontology annotation, cellular component: membrane. The coding region runs from base 172 to 1632 and encodes 486 amino acids. The record is from RefSeq and is a predicted model, not a curated record. The transcript has 4 exons. Lineage: Eukaryota; Metazoa; Arthropoda; Insecta; Hymenoptera; Formicidae. Gene Ontology annotation, biological process: transmembrane transport; carbohydrate transport. Gene Ontology annotation, molecular function: sugar transmembrane transporter activity.
GAAAUUAAAGCUCAACAGCCGAGCUGAGUGCAAGAUGUAACGAGCUAUCGUUUUCGUUGUUAUGUUGAUGCGUCUCCGUACUUCGCUCAUUCGCGAAUUUCAUAUGCCCGUUGUCGACGGUCCUAAAACAUAAGACUGGUUUAAUUUCGCUUUUUGUAAAAACAACGUGCAAUGGAAAAGUGUGAGAAACCACUGUCAAAUCCGGGCAAGUGGCGGCAGUUCCUCGCCGCGAUAAUUGUGAAUAUCUUGAUGAUAGCAUACGGCAUAAUAAUCGGAUUUCAAUCACCGUUCGCUCCGCAGCUACAGAGUUCAUCUCCACCUGUAGGAAGUGAACCCAUGACGGACGAAGAUGUGUCUUGGUUGAGUAGUAUUUUGUGUUUGAGCGGCCUUUUGAUGACUGUAUUAUUAUCGAUAAUACCCGAUAGAUACAGUCGAAAGCGAUUUGGUUACCUGUUAGCGUUGCCAUUGUUUAUUUCUUGGCUGAUAAUCGUUUUCGCCACCGAGCACAUACACAUCUAUAUAAGUAGAUUUUUAUGUGGUAUAUGUGGUGGUGGUUUAUUGUUUUUCGUGCCAAUGUACGUGUCGGAGAUUUCAGACGACAGCAUACGCGGUCUAUUAGGAAGUGUACUGGUGUUCGCCAUAAAUUUAGGCAUAUUAUUGGCUUAUAUCCUGGGCGGCAUGUUGUCUUUGAGGGUCUUCGCCAUGAUUAAUUUGGUAAACCCUGUGUUGUAUCUUAUCGCUUUUACCUUGAUCCCAGAAUCACCAGUCUACCUGGUGCGUCAGAAUCGUAUACGAGAAGCGGCUAGGUCUUUGAUAUGGUUAAAAGCUGGAGAUAGUUUGGUAGCGGAACGUACAUUGUCGUAUCUGCAGGCGAAAAUAAACCAAACUGACACGGUCACAAAGUCCAAAUGGUCGGAUUUAUUUCGGGAUAGAGCAACGAUCAAAGGAUUGAUAAUUGUCUGCGGUUUGUUCUUUGGACAACAAUUAUGCGGAAUCUUCGCGAUGCUCACUUAUACAGAAACCAUAUUCGAACUAUCUGGCAGCUCGUUAUCCCCGAACGCAGCAUCUAUCAUUGUUGCGACUAUGCAACUUUUAGGCUCGUUCCUGACGUCGAUCUUAAUAGAGCGCGCGGGUAGACGGUUGUUGAUUCUCGUAUCCUGCGCAGGAAUGGUUUUAUGCCACAGUGUGGUCGGCACGUUCUGCUAUUUCCAAGAGUUCGGAUAUGACGUAUCCGUUUUUGGUUGGGUGCCGCUAGUCGCAUUGUCCACUUUUAUGGUGAUAUAUUCCUUAGGAAUGGGCGGUGUGCCCAUCAUCGUGACGGCAGAGAUAUUUAGCCGUGAUAUAACUAGUCUGGCAACAUCAGUAGGCUUGUACUGCCUUUGGAUCGGUGCUUUCAUCAUGGUAAAGGUGUUUUCCAAUUUAAUUGUUUUGUUUGGCAUGUACGGCAGUUUUUACUUUCUCGCCAUCUCGUGCGCAUUGAGCUUCCUAUUCAGCUUCGCGUUACUACCGGAGACCAAAGGACGGCUACGCGAGGAUGUAGUGAAUGAACUCAACGGGAAACAAUGUACAAAGAGUGAGAACAACGCGAAGCACAUCGUUGAUACACACUCGAUACACGCGGUUCAUGUGUGAAGAUAUUAUUGCAUGCAUAUAUCUAAUUAGUACUUAAAAAUGCUGGGCGAAGAAGAGGCAAAUUAAUAUCAUAUGUAUAUUUUUUACUGUAUAAUUUUUCACGAAUCUGUUCGCUAAUGUUUUCUUGAAUCUUUACUAGUUUUUACAUCUAGCUCAUUGUAUUUAUUCGACGCUUGUAGUUUGGAAUAUUUUCUUAGCACUUCUUAAGUAUUUAUUUUAUACGUGUGUUAUAUGAAGUGUUUUUCCAAUUUACAAUUUAGUCUACAGAAAAGAUAAGUUAUGUAAAUCAAAUAUGUACGUUUUUAUGUUCAUUUGUGAUAAGUUUAAAGAGGAAAUUUCCUUUUAAAAAGGAGUCUUAUAAACUAAACCAAAUAAUGUUAUAUACAUAUAUACAUAGUAUAUUACACGUAUGUUAUAUUAAUUAAAACUUUUUAAUGUAAAGGAUUCAGACAUUUAUAUACAAUAGAAUUAACAUUUUUUACAUAUUAAUGUACAUAAGCGUACAUUGUUUGAAGAAUCAAGUUUACAUGUUUUUGUGCAAAACAUUAUAUAUAGGUAACGAUUAUUAUUUACGUUAAUCUCCGAUCCACAAAUAUUACUCUUAACUUCCCUUUAAUUGUUCACGUAAAAUGUUAAAACAUUUUAUUUAAUAAUUAAAAAUUAAAGAGAAAAAA